AUGAAGUGUGGGCAAACUGACCCCAGUGCUGCUGAAUGUCCUUCAGUGGGUUACAGUCAGUUGGGUGGGAACCAACCAUGUUUGGUAAUAGUUGGUGUCUUUAGUACUCAUCUAGCACUGUUCAGUAUCUCCCCAAAGCUUCCUAAAUACCUCCCUUGGACCCUAGCAUGGAUGCAUGCUUAUCACCAUUCAUCUUUAGUCUUGGUUCAACUUGAUCAAGUAUGUUCUUUCUUUGUGGGUUUUUGUGGCAGUAUCACCAAGGCCUGUGCAUCUAUCCUAUGA
Heterobasidion irregulare TC 32-1 is the source of this 282-nucleotide messenger RNA. RefSeq lists its product as uncharacterized. NCBI's taxonomy places the organism in Eukaryota, Fungi, Basidiomycota, Agaricomycetes, Russulales, Bondarzewiaceae. The coding region runs from base 1 to 282 and encodes 93 amino acids. The transcript has a single exon. The record is from RefSeq and is a predicted model, not a curated record.